GCUAGAUUUGUCACUCUUGUAUAACAUCAGCUUCUUCUCACUGCCCUCCUUUGCCUUCCCCGGAAUUGCCUGCCGUUUAUUGCGAGAGGGCAGAAGUGGCGUCAAACAUGCGUCAAAAUCCACGCCAUCCAAGCAGGGAACCACCGAGAGAGGACUUAACGCCGCUCAUCUGAGGCCAACUUUUGUUAUUUUUGUUGUUGUUGCUCGAAUAAGGAAACACGACUUGGCUAAGCUAGCUAGCGUUAGCCGCGGGGGAAUCACACCUUCGCGCCGCAGGAGGCGACACUAGUAUCACUCAAGAUUGGAUCCGAACGACGGGAACACCGUGACGCCCUAUUUCCUGCCAGGUCCACUAAUGGUGUUAGCUGCCCGUGUGCGCGCAGCAAGAGGCUUUAGAGACGGUGUAAUCCUCCACCGUGCGCUUCCUCCUCCUGCAGUCCUCGUCUUGUUUUCAGGAACUCUGGCUCCAACCGUGCGUUAAGUCAUUAAAAGCACUCCAUCACUUAUUACACCGUGAAGCAGUUAAGUCCUGCUGAACUGCUGACACACACAAAAACCCCAGCUGUAGGCAGCAAUGGGUGCGUUCCUGGACAAGCCGAAGACGGAGAAGCACAGCGCCCACGGCGAAGGCAACGGCCUGAGCUAUGGCCUGAGCUCCAUGCAGGGAUGGCGGGUGGAGAUGGAGGACGCCCACACGGCCGUGGUAGGCCUCCCCCACGGACUCACCGACUGGUCCUUCUUUGCCGUCUAUGACGGCCACGCGGGCUCGCGGGUGGCCAACUACUGCUCUGGCCACCUGCUGGAACACAUUCUGUCGGGGGGAGCAGAGUUCGGAUCCGGGCCGGGCUCCGUGGAAGGCGUGAAGGACGGCAUUCGUGCCGGUUUUCUGAAAAUUGAUGAGUACAUGCGGAGCUUCGCCGACCUGAGGCAGGGCUUGGACCGCAGCGGUUCGACAGCAGUUUGCGUGCUGCUCAGCCCCACCCACCUCUACUUCAUAAACUGUGGAGACUCACGGGCCGUGCUGAGCCGAGACAGCAAAGUGGGCUUCUCCACCCAGGACCACAAGCCCUGCAACCCGCGCGAAAAGGAGCGAAUCCAGAAGGCCGGAGGCUCGGUCAUGAUCCAGAGGGUGAAUGGCUCCCUGGCCGUAUCCCGGGCCCUGGGGGACUAUGACUACAAAAGCGUGGAUGGUAAAGGCCCCACGGAGCAGCUGGUUAGCCCCGAGCCUGAGGUGUGCGUUCUAGAGCGGGCCGGCGAAGGCGACGAGUUUAUUGUGCUGGCGUGCGACGGGAUCUGGGACGUCAUGUCUAAUGAGGAGCUGUGCGACUUUGUGCGCUCGCGACUUCUGGUGUGCGACGACUUGGAGAAAGUUUGUAACUCUGUGGUGGACACCUGUUUGCACAAGGGGAGCAGAGACAACAUGAGCGUCGUCUUGGUAUGUCUACCCGGAGCGCCCAAGAUCUCAGAGGAGGCUGUGAAGAAAGAGGAGGAAUUAGACAAAUACCUGGAGGCCCGCGUAGAGGAGAUGCUUACAAACUGCGGCGAGGCCGGGACCCCCGACCUGGUGACUGUGCUGCGGAGCAUCGCCACAGAGAACAUCCCCAAUCUUCCACCGGGUGGCGGCCUGGUUAGCAAACGCAGCGUGAUCGAGGCGGUGUACAACAAGCUGAACCCUCAUAAAGAAGAGGAAGGGGCCUGUGCGGGGGGAGAGGAGGAGAAUGAGGAGGCAGGUAGCACGGUGGCUCAUCUGAUGGAGGCGCUGCGCCAAUUCCGCCUGCACCACCGGGGGCAGUACCGAGCGGUGCUGGAGGAGUCCCUGGCCACCUACCAACUGCAUCCCAAGGAAGGCGACGACGACGACAAUGAUUAUGACCAGGAGCGGUCCACCUCCCCUGCCUCUCCCCGCUCGCCCCCGCCCUCACCCGCCGCCGCAGAGCCCGACGCCUGCCAGGACGCACUCGCUCCCGAGUCCGAUCCCUCUUUUUAACAGCGCAGCCCUUCCUUACCUCCGAAUGUCUUGAUUGACUGAGCCCCUCUUCUUCUCCAUCACAGACCUCUUAGACACACUUUCUUCACUCCAUCAUAAAUAUUUCAACAACGCAGGCCUGUCUGCUUGAGUUAAAACACUCCGCCCGGCGAGGACUUCCUGCUCUGCCCCUCCUCCCACUAUUUUUUUUUUCGUCCGCCAUGUUUUUUUCAACAGGAACCCACCAGCUAAAGCUGCUAAUGCUAAAUAGAAGCUUUGCUUAACAGUAUUGUUUUUUCUGUCUGGCUGCUAUUGCACUCCCCCUCCCUUUACCUUGACCUCCAGUGCCCCCCCUUACCCCCCCGCCAAACAGUCAGGGCAAUUAAGGGUGCUCAGAACAAGAUUUUCUUCAGCUUUCUGAUUCCGAACAUACUCUUUGUGUGUGUGUGUCUGUGUGUGUGUUUUGUGUACAAGGUUGUGUGCGUGCAACUGAGCAGGUGACCAAUCAUUGCUGCUGGGAUUAUUCUAUUGUAUAACGAUUAUCAAGAGUUCCAGUUUGUUUGGAAAUGCCAAUUGUGUGUGUGUGCGUGCGUGCGUGCGUGCGUGCGUGUAAGAGUUGGUGGGUGUUUUCCGCAGCACAUUCAGGUGGGAAAAAAUCAAAGAUUCAGUGGCAGUUUGAAUAAGGGCCCUUCAAAAAGCUAGUGUUUAUUAUUAUUAUUAUUACUAUUAUUAUUAGUAUAUGACUGAUUCUGGUCAUCCAAAGCACUUAGGUAAUGCUUAAUACUGUAUGUGUGUAUGUGUGUGUGUUUAGUGGUUACAUGGGGCCAAAUCAGUCUUGCAAGACAAAAGUAAAAAGUCGUAGAAUAAAAGCAACUUGAGGUACAAGUGCUGUGAAUUGUUGGUGUAUGUGUGUCUCACUGUAAUCUGCCUUUAAUCAUCCCCAAUCAUCACCUCCAUCAUCAUCCUCAUUGACGUGCAGGGUCAGUAAAUAACAAAUAACACAACCAAAUAUGAAGAAUCGCUAUGCUAUUAACUGUUUAAGACCCGACAGGUGCCGUCACGACGCUCCCCGCCAGGUGAGUCGUAGUCGUCGUCAUCUGAGCUUCGGGUUUCUGCUUCUGCAAGUAGUAGCCGAGCAAAGAUAAGUAACCCCCGACUCUCUUCGUCUCUCUUUUAUUC
Messenger RNA from Entelurus aequoreus (snake pipefish), 3145 nucleotides. It is a transcript of the gene ppm1bb, whose product is annotated as protein phosphatase, Mg2+/Mn2+ dependent, 1Bb. NCBI's taxonomy places the organism in Eukaryota, Metazoa, Chordata, Actinopteri, Syngnathiformes, Syngnathidae. The coding region runs from base 575 to 1987 and encodes 470 amino acids. The record is from RefSeq and is a predicted model, not a curated record. The transcript has 7 exons. Gene Ontology annotation, molecular function: magnesium ion binding; manganese ion binding; protein serine/threonine phosphatase activity. Gene Ontology annotation, biological process: protein dephosphorylation; positive regulation of canonical NF-kappaB signal transduction; negative regulation of canonical NF-kappaB signal transduction. Gene Ontology annotation, cellular component: cytosol; nucleus.